Caenorhabditis auriculariae is the source of this 4568-nucleotide messenger RNA. Lineage: Eukaryota; Metazoa; Nematoda; Chromadorea; Rhabditida; Rhabditidae. The record is from the annotation of a GenBank genome assembly.
AUGGACGUCAUCGACGUAAUCUUCAUUUUGGCCCAUACAAUUAUAUCGUUGGCCGGCGUUUUCUUCAAUCUCCUAUUAAUCUACGUCGCCGUUUUCCAUUCACCGAAUAAAAUCAGAACUUAUGCGUCAUUGAUUAUCAAUUUUGCUAUCACUGACUUGAUCAUUUGCAUACUCGACUUUUUCGUUCAGCAGAGGUCAUUUUUUAUUAAUUUUUUGAUCGCGAAAAAAAGUCAAAACCUCUUGAGUUUUGUAAGCUUUUUUUCAUUUUGUUUGCGCUAAGUUUUUCUAAUCAAAAUAUUUUUCAGAGCCAUUCCAUCAGGAUGGUCGGUCAUCUUUAUUGGAAAUGGCCCUUGCAAGUUUUUCGGCCACACGGCUUGUUCCGUAGCGUAAGUUUUGAAGCUUCUUUUUCGUUUGGAACUCGACAGCCUUCAUUCUUCUUUUCUGCAUUUAGAGGAAUAAAAAUUGAAGAAAAGAGAACUAUAAAACCAAAUAGUUAAGAAAGAAAACUGGUGCGUCAGAAGUAUUGACACAAUUUUUCAUUAACAUUAGCAAGAAAAACUUUCUCAAUCUACGUUUCACAUUGAUUCUAAAUAUGAAUCGAAAACAGUUCGAUAAUUCUUCUUUUGCACCUAUUCCAAAUCCAUAUUCAACUUCUGAAAAAAGUUGCACCGCGUGAAAAAAAAUUCAACAUCAUUUUUUAUAAAUCGAGCUCGCAAAAUUUCAAAAAAAAAUUUUUCUCCUUCUAAAUAUGGAAGCGAUUUAUGGGAGAUAAUAAAUAAGACAGUGGAACUAAAGAGACGGAAGAGAAGGAGAGACGCUCGCACUUCUCUGGCGUCUCUUCAAGCCUCCGCUGAUCUCUCGCAAGCAAGGUUUUCAGAAACUGCUUCCAACAGCAUCUUCUAACCUUUGGAGUCUAUUCCCUUCUUUUAUCUUUCUGCUACCGAUUCUACAUUGUCUCCAAUCCAACCCCAAACAGACGGGCCGUACUGAAGAUUCUCGGCAUAGUAUAUAUACCUUCAUUUGUACAAUUGGUAGGACUUCAGGCUCAUUCUGAACUAGAAAUCUGUUUCAGAUUUUCUCGUUACUCAUGGGAAGUCCCCCAGAUGUCAUGAAAAGAAUAUUUGAGGAAGCGUUCUCUCAAUAUGACACUGAAGAUUUGCUUAUCAAUGGUGUCGAAGAUGUUCGAAAAUUCUUCCCUGCCGUCGCCAUUUCACACGCUAUUUUGAUUGUCCCACCAGUCUAUGCGAUCAUUUUCGUUCUUCGGAAGAUCAUUAUCAAUAAACUCGAUUUUUCCAAUGUGAUGAGGUCAGAGACGAAAAGUAUGCAGCAGCAAUUUUUGAAAGUUCGUUAUUAUCACAUAAUUUUUUUUUCGUAAAAUUCUUAAAUAUAUUUUCCAAAAGACUUCACCUUGAAGACUAUGUGCAUAAAAAUAUCAGAAAUUUUCGGAAAGAGUUAGAAAAGUUGGAAAAUCGAGGGCUUUUUUUCAUACUCACAUUUUUCGGGCUGCAAAAUUUACUGUGCGUAGUAAGAUACUUUUUGUCCCUUUUCCAAUGUUAAAUGACUUGAAAUAAACUUUUUCAGGCCUUGACCGUUCAAACCUGCAUUCCAGUGUUCAGCUCCAUCGCCAUCAUUACCUACGCCAUCGGCCAACUCAGAUUUCUCAAUCAUCCAGCCUUGGAAUACGCUUCACCUAUUUCUCUAGUUCUACCUCCAGUCUUAUCUCCCUUGGCUUCUCUAUAUUUUGUUCAAGCUUACAAGAAAAAAGUCCGAAGUUUGGUUCAAAAGAAAGGCAACCAUGUCGACCAAAAAACUGCCAUUAUUUUCUCAGUUACUCCUACCUCUCUGCAAAUGUAAUAUUGUAUUGUAUGGAUGUAUGUAUGAAAAUCGUAUUAUGAAGCCAAGCUUUUUUUCAAUAAAUAUAUUAUGAUUUUCGAAGAGAAAAAAGUGAAAAAAACAUAAACCUCAAAAAAAAAUACUCAAGCUUUUUUAAAAUCAUAUUUAUACUUUUUAUUCGUUCAAUUGAAUCUUUUAAAACCAUAAAAAGUUACAAUUUAUCGAAAAACUGCUCAAAAGGGAGAGAAAUGGUGUCUCGAGUUUGACCUGGGAAUUCCCGAAAAAAAGUCGCGUCGCAUACGCAACGCUUCACUCUUGUCAAUCUACCCAACUUGCCUUUCAAGUCGGAAAGACUAUAGAACAUUUCAAACUUCUCACUGAAACGACCUCCAUAGCUAGUCAUAAUGAUAGUCAAAAUAAUAUGUCUAGUGACUCUCUCACGCCUCCCUUCCCAUUAUGAGACUUUAGGUUUUUACAUUGUCAGGAGUUUUGUUCAUACGAUAACCAGAAGUACCCCAAUCAUUCUCAACUCCCUUCAUGGACCUUCUCGACACAUCCUUCAUCUCGGCCCACAUAGCUCUAUCGUUGGCCGGCAUGCUCUUCAAUGCUCUCCUGAUCUACGUUGGGAUAUUUCAUUCGCCGAAUAGAAUCAGGACUUAUGCUACAUUGAUCAUCAAUUUCGCCAUCACCGACUUCAUCAUUUGCUCAGUCGACUUGUUCGUCCAGCAGAGGUAAAACCGAGUUAUAACCUUCGUUUCAACUCGAAAAGAACUCUUGAAUCUUCACCAGCACUAAAAGCUCUUUCAGAGCAAUUCCAGCGGGAUGGGCAGUAAUAUUCGUCGCAAUUGGCCCUUGCAAGUAUUUCAGUCCCACUGUCUGUUUUCUGGCGUAAGUUGUGAUUUUAGGCCUUCAAAAAAUGAGCGAAGAUGAGCGUCAAAAAUUGAGAUUAUUUUUUGAGAUUGCCUUUUUUCUAAAAAAAUUGAAAGUAAUUAUCGGUCUAAGCUCUUGUUUCAGACUCUAAUUAUAAUCUUUCGACGAUCUCUAGGAAGAAAAAGUUUUUUCAAAAUGUGAAAAAAGAGCGCCUUGAAAGUGCUUUUAAAUAUAUUUUUUUGUAGAAUCUACCUUGAGUUUGUCGGUUGAGUAGGUAUGAAAUUUUAAAAAAGGAACAAAAGAUACGCGAGAACCUAAAGAGACACCAGAAAGCGAGAGUUACCUUGACUUCUCUGAUAUCUCUUCAGACCAGAUCUCUCAAAAAUCAAAGAUGAAUGCACUAUGAGCAAAUCGAAGAACUCCUUGACAUCAUCAACAGCCUGGAGAGACUGAAGACGGCUAGAGCGCUUUUGAUUUCUCUGGCGUCUCUCUUAGCCGUCGUUGACGUUUCGCAAGUUAGCUGAACCCAACAUUUUCAGAAACAACUUCGAACAUCAUCUUCUAACUUUUGGAGUCUAUUGUCUUCUCUUAUCUUUCUGCUACCGAUAUUACAUAAUAACGCGAUCUCCGCCGAAAAGACGACCCGUUCUUUUUUGCCUCGGCCUGUUCUACAUCCCUUCUUUCAUUCAACUGGUUUGAUUGUUGGCUGUAUCUUCUCUAGAACAAUGUUUCAGAUUGCCUCUCUGAUUAUGGGAAGCCCACCAGAAGAGAUGAAGCGGAUUUUAGAACAGGAUUUUCCCCAUUACAGUACGGAGAAUAUGGCGAUCAGCGGGGUCGCUGAUACUCGUGAGCUUUACGCUUCGAUGGCGAUUUCCCACUCCACUAUGUGUGUUCUUCCGAUCUACGCAGUUAUUUUCUUCGUCCGGCGAAAAAUUAUCAAUAGUCUCAAUUUGACCAUGAGCGUGAGGUCGGAGACAAAAAGUAUGCAGGAGCAAUUUUUGAAGGUUAGUUUAACAAUAAUUUUAUGAGGUUAAUUCUAGGCGGCGCUAUUUUUGAAAGUACUCAACUUUGCCCGACUUCAAAAAUUUUGCGCUAGUAGACGUCUUGUAGCUCAGAGGCCAAUAAGUUCUAGUUCAGGCGAAACUGACUGACUGAAUUUUAAAUUCACUUCAACUAAAAAGCAGAUCAACUGCAACUUUUUGAGUCAUUUUUUUGUCUUAAUGAACAGUUUGCAUCGCGAUAAAUGCUUAAUUAACCAUAUCCAUUUUUACGGUGAUUCCUAAUCUGUACUCAAAAAAUGCGAAGGAGGUCUAUCAAAACACAUUUUUGAACGGUAGAUAGAGCUGAAUUCGGUAAUAAAGAAACAUAGUUUUUUUUCAAACUGCUCCGUGCUAAAAAUUUCCAAAAAAUGAUGAGACACUCUUUUUUUAACUUGAAAGUUCAUGACGUUUUUUUUAGCAUAUAUCUGAAAUCGGCGUUAAAAGCGCAUUUGUUGACCCUUUUUUUUUCAAAGUUCCCUGUGAGCUAAGGCCAGCGGUAAUAAGUCCGGUAUACUCUGUUAUAAAAUAAAUUCAAUAAUGUUCAUUUUGGUCAACUUUCAGGCUCUGAGCGUUCAAACUUGCCUUCCGAUGUUCAGUUCGAUCGCCAUCGUUUGCUACUCGAUGGGCCAACUCAGAAUCUACAACAAUCGCGUAUUGGAAUACAUUUCACCGAUUUCCCUGCUCUUGACUCCAGUCACGUCUCCCCUGGCUGCCUUGUUUUUCGUCCAUGCCUAUAAACACAAAGUUCUGAGCUUGUUCCCGAAGAAAACCGACUCUAUCUCUCAAGUAACUCCCAACAUUUCUUUGAUAACUCCGGCUUCUUAG